AAAUGAAUAGUGAAUAAAAGUUCAUAGCCAUAAAGUAAACAACUUAUGAAAUUUAAGAAGAACUUGGGAAGGGUUCUUUUGGUAUUGUUUUAAAAUGCUAAAACUAAUAAACAAAAUAAAUAGUAGCUGUAAAGAUACAAGAAUAAAUGAAUGAAAAUGAGAAAGAGAUGCUAACCAAAAUGAAAGGAAAAGAAUUUAAAAACUUAAUUAAAAUUUUCGAAAUAGAAUAUAUAAACAAUAAUUAUUAUGUAGUAAUGGAAUACUGCACAGAAUCUCUCUAUGAUAGAAUUAAGUCCAAAGGUACAAUAAAUCCAGCUGAUAUAAGGUUUAUAAUGAAAGAAAUAGGAAAUGGAUUAAAAGAAAUUCAUGAUCUGGGUUAUGCUCAUAGAGAUAUGAAGCCUGAAAAUAUAUUAAUAUUUUAGAAAUAAGACUUGACAGGUAAUUAAUAAGAUCUAUAUAAAAUUUGUGAUUUUGGCACAAUAAAAAAUGUUAGUGUACUUGAAACUUAGGCUAUUGGUACUGCAUACUAUCUAGCUCCGGAAUAAUUGAGCAGAACCAAUAAAGGUAGUGCAUACACAUCAAAAGUUGAUAUAUGGGCUUUUGGAGCUAUGAUAUAUGAAUUAAUGACCAAUAUUCCGUUGUUCAAUGGUAUUUCAUUAUUUAAAAUAGGUUAUAGCGAAGAGGAAGUUUAUAGGAAAAUACAGUUAACAACUUAAUAAGAAAUUGACAGUAAAAUUAAUACUAAUUUGCCUUUAGAAAGGAAAUACAAAACUCUUCUCCUAAAUAUGCUUCAAAUAGAUUCUAAUAAACGAUAUGACAUUUACAAAGUUAUUUCAGAUUUAAGAGGAUAGUCUCAAAAUGUUAACAGAUUUCAAGUUUAAAACUCAGGAAAGUCCCAAAUCAUUUCAGGAUAGCAAAAUUCAGUACUAGUUCCUAAAAAGGAACCAAUUUCUGGUUUUCAAUUACCAAGACCAAAUACCAAUAAAAUGGUUCAAAAACCAGAAGCCUAAGCAUCUGUGAUCUUACCUAAUCCUUAAUAACUUUAAUAAUAAUAAUAAUAAUAAUAAUAAUAAUAAUAAUAAUAAUAAUAAUAAUAAUAAUAAUAAUAAUAAUAAUAAUAAUAAUAAUAAUAAUAAUAAUAAUAAUAAUAAUAAUAAUAAUAAUAAUAAUAAUAAUAAUAAUAAUAAUAAUAAUAAUAAUAAUAAUAAUAAUAAUAAUAAUAAUAAUAAUAAUAAUAAUAAUAAUAAUAAUAAUAAUAAUAAUAAUAAUAAUAAUAAUAAUAAUAAUAAUAAUAAUAAUAAUAAUAAUAAUAAUAAUAAUAAUAAUAAUAAUAAUAAUAAUAAUAAUAAUAAUAAUAAUAAUAAUAAUAAUAAUAAUAAUAAUAAUAAUAAUAAUAAUAAUAAUAAUAAUAAUAAUAAUAAUAAUAAUAAUAAUAAUAAUAAUAAUAAUAAUAAUAAUAAUAAUAAUAAUAAUAAUAAUAAUAAUAAUAAUAAUAAUAAUAAUAAUAAUAAUAAUAAUAAUAAUAAUAAUAAUAAUAAUAAUAAUAAUAAUAAUAAUAAUAAUAAUAAUAAUAAUAAUAAUAAUAAUAAUAAUAAUAAUAAUAAUAAUAAUAAUAAUAAUAAUAAUAAUAAUAAUAAUAAUAAUAAUAAUAAUAAUAAUAAUAAUAAUAAUAAUAAUAAUAAUAAUAAUAAUAAUAAUAAUAAUAAUAAUAAUAAUAAUAAUAAUAAUAAUAAUAAUAAUAAUAAUAAUAAUAAUAAUAAUAAUAAUAAUAAUAAUAAUAAUAAUAAUAUUUGGAUUCCAACAGCAAAAUCUAAAAUAAUUUAGUCAGCUAGGUAAAUCGUUAAAGUUAAAUAGCCCCAAAAAAUUCAAGCAUGCUGUAAAGUUCUGAUUUAACUAAAUUCUAAUUCUAAAAUAACCAACCAUCAAAUAUUGUAAAACCUUUUUAAUUCAAUUCCUUACAAAUUAAGGCAAAUAUGGAAGUUAAAUAAAAAUAAACUUCAGGUUUGACAUAAGACUAAAAUGUUCAAAAAUAAUAAGUUCCUCCACAAUAAUUCAUUUCAUAGAAUACUUAACAAGCUCCAAAAGCAAGGUUUAGUUCUUCUGUUUCAAUUCCAUUUGCUUAAAAGAAUCCAGAAAAGCAAGCCAAUAAUUUUGCAAACAUAAACUAAUCUCAACCAUUAUAAAUAGAAGAGCCAAAAUAGAAUAUUGUUAGGGGAGGUAAUUUAUUUGAACAACCUUAAACAUAACCAAUACUUUAAAAAAAUUAAGUAUAAUAGAACUAUUUUUAAAAUAUUGUAAAAGGAUAAAAUGGAUUCAACCCUUAGAAAGUAACAUAAUUGAAUAAUUUAAGUGGUUUGAAACGAUGACUUAUAUUCAAAAAGUAAUCUAUUAUUAUUUAUUUUUAAAUUAAUUAUUUAUUAUCAUCGAAUGGUUAUAAAUGAAAUUUAUUUAUAUAAACUUAUAGAUAUUUAAGUUAUUAAUAUUUUUAAUCAUUUUAAUAUUUAUAAAAUAACUGAGAGAUAUAAAAAACAUCUUUAAGUAAUGUAACUAAAUAAUAAUCAAAUAAUUUUUGAGCUAAUAGAAAUCUAUUUUCAUUUAAUUUAAUUAAUUAGAUUAAUAAAUUUUCGAUUACUCUAUAAAGCAAUCAUUAGGCCAUACUAAUUUUAUAUUUUGGCUUGACAAAUUUGAAGGCACUAUUAAUGAAAGUUUUGUAUAUUUUUAUAAUAUCUGCAAUUACUAUCGAAGAUGA
Paramecium octaurelia is the source of this 2749-nucleotide messenger RNA. NCBI's taxonomy places the organism in Eukaryota, Ciliophora, Oligohymenophorea, Peniculida, Parameciidae. The record is from the annotation of a GenBank genome assembly.